AAAAGUAGACGUCAACUCGAUUGAUUUUCUUCACGUUUGUUUGCGUUUUUCGCGACGGAAAUUCGUUUAAAACUCAUUAAAUUGCUACAAUUAUGAUCGAGUUAUAUAUUGAAAGCACCGGGUGAUAAACAGUCGCCAUGAACGUGUUGGAAAAAGCUGAAAAGGCUUUAGAAUUCCUUAAAGCUAACGAAAGUUCAGCGAAGAGUCAUGAGCUGCAGGCGGCGGCUGGUACGCUAGGGCGGUGCUUGGGAGCCCUAGGGAGCCGUUCAAACUGCGCUCGUCACUAUGCAAACCUACUUCAUUCUGCUGUUCCUACGCUCCUCUUGUUAGCUAGCAACGAUAGCGCUGAAGUUCGUCUCGUCGGUGAUGAAGCACUGAACCGUGCAGUGGUUGGAGGUUUUGCUUUCCAUUCACACAAAACUAACAUAAUACUGCAAAACCAAAUAGACCAUACAAAGAAUGCAAGAUGGAUCCGCGCCGCUCUUUCCCGCAUAUGCCUCGGAGAUUGCUGGCUCCGGCCCGGAGUCGGCAAGAUUCGGACGCAAGCGCAGACAUUAUUUCCGAAACUGAGCCAAAUAGUUCGACAGACGAAUGAGAUUCAACUGACUGUUGAAGCUUUAGAAAAUAAUCUGCCGAGGAUAUUGACGGCUUUGGCUGAAUAUACUACCGAUGAGGAGAUUUCUGAGUUAUCAAAAGCGCUGUUAUCGCACGUGGAGACAUCAGACCCGGCGGUCAGACGCGGCAUAGCGACAUGCGUGGCGCAUCUCUGUUCGCAUAGAGAACCGCUGUUAACCAAUAUAUUGGCGAAGGUUUUUGAAAAGCUAUGGCCUCUAUCACCCGACAGUACCGUAGUGAUGGGAUGGUUUUGCGUCAUAAAAGCCAUCUUUCAAAUCAACGAUAUCACCAAGUUUGCCGAAAACGAUUUAUUUGGUGUCCGAGAUUAUUUAGAGCUAUACUACCUCUGCAUACACUACAUAGAACAAACGAAAGAGCACAACGUACACAACGCGAUAAUGGAGUGUUUCACUGUGCUACUGUCCUUAGCGUCGGGACAGUACAAAACUGCGCUCUUGGAUAGACACCCGAGACCUGUGUCUUUGGAUAAUACGCACAGUGAGAAGGGACAUAGGAGGAAUAUUAGCACAUCAAGUAUAAUAUCAUCGAGGUACGCGCCAAGUCCUCAGUCAGAAUUACGCGAUCCCUUAGAACUGUCGUUCUCUGGAGCUCUGCAGUUGGGCAGCUUGUUACAAUUCAAUACUCCUAGUUUGAGCGUCGAAGAUUUAACUAUACAGACGCCAGAUUCUCCAGCUAGCGAUCCUGAAAUGGAGUUGCCGAACUCUGAACAACUGUCGAAAGAUCUUUCAGAGAAGUUACAGGAGAUUGAAGAAACUGAACCCAAAGAGAACGAUCAAGUUGAUUACGUGCAAACUGUUGUAGAUGGCGCUGUUAAGAUAAAUAUUGGAUCAGCAAAAGACGACGAUAUACCACUCAAAUAUUGUGCAAGAUUGUUAGUAUCGAAGUUUAUUUUAACUGGUAAUAAAGGAGGAGUAAUACCUGAUAGGCAGGUAAGAGUGUCAUUGAAAUCGUCAGCGUUGAACUGUCUAUCUGAAAUUCUACAACUGUAUCCCCAAGCGAUAACAUUGUAUCUAGAUAAGGAUGCUGAUGCGAAACACCAUAAUAUUUCGGGGUCAUCUGAAGGCACAGAUUCAAACCAAGAUCACAUAAACGACUUCAUUCUAGAACGAAACGUUUGUUAUCAAGAUUCUAUGACAGACUCCUUGAGCCAAGACCUUUUAAACAGGAGCAUAGACAGCCAACAGACCACACAGUCUCACCAAAUUUCGAAAAAAGACAGCAAGUCUGAGAGCACAGAACAAAAAAGUUCUAAAGAUGCUCCUAGUAAUAUUUUAGACAGCAAAAUAUUCCCGAAAAAUGAUUUGUUGGCCAGCGCAACUACUGAUAGUACAAACCCUAAUAUGACUAACAGUAAUUUUACCACUAACUCUAAUAUGACGGGUAGUAAUGACCCUUUAUCUACUGGGUAUCCUAUGUCGAGCAGUGGAGAUGUUUUAUCCUCAAGCAUAGAUUUGGACAUGAAAUUCGACCACUUUGGGGAGUCUACUACAAAUUUGGACCACUUAGAUGCUUUAAAAGAUUUUGAAAAGAAAGAGGAGAGAGUCAAAAGGCCUUUGAAGAGAACUAAUGAAAUUCAGUGCAAAGAAUCUGUUGAUGUUGUGGUGCCAAGUUUGGAAGACGACGUGAAAAUUGUCGAAGGGUGUGAAAAUUUCGAGUUUCAGCAUAUGAGUGACGUGAUCACGUUGUUGGAGGGUCAUAAUGACCCCCAAAUCCGGGGGCUAGUUAGGGUCUGUAUUGGCAGUUAUUUGGUAGCUGCGUUAGAUCUGUCACAUGGAUAUUAUCAUAGGUGGAGGAGUUAUAGUGCUUUGCCUAAAGAUGUGUCAGAGUAUAUUACGAUGGAUAAACUGAUUGGAAUUGUUUUGAAGGGCCUUUCAGACGACAUCCACUCAACGGUAAACCACACGCUCUCAGCAUUAACUACAUUAUCUACAGCCCUUUGCAAUAGUUCCCAUUGGGCACAGAUAAUAGACGUAUUGAAUGCGCUUGUUAACGUAGAGGCGAAUAACUACUGGUUGUGUAGGGUUAAUUUGUGUAAGCUGUAUGAGAAAUUGCCUUAUGAGAAGUUAUUCAUGUUAUACCCAAUGUAUUACGUGAGAAGUAAACUGAUUAUGGACACGCUAGUUAGAUUGCUAGGUGAUCAGGACCAAAAAGUGAGGAAUGCCGCCGCUCAAGCUAUUACCAACGUCAUACCAACGAUAAACCCCCCAAAACACGAUACCCCCACUUCAAUAAUCUCCCAGCUCGCCAAAGAACGUUCGAGACAGUUCACUUUCGACCACGACGGUUUAGCUCUGGACCUCGUCAGAGAUAUAUACUUCUAUAGCGAUUUACCCACGCAGUUGAAAGGUGGGGAAAUAUUGAAAGACAGUGCCAGUUUGAGGAUGGUUGUGGGUAAUUUAGUGGGGAAAUUGGUUGCUGCGAGGUGUAAAUAUUUUUCGCAAGGUCUUCUCGAAGCCCUACAAUCGAUCUGCAAGAGAUGGUCGCCAUGGAAACACAUGGAGGCCUACUCUGAACAAGGGCUGUUGAGCUACUGUCUCGAUAGCUUGGACUAUUGUAACGGGACUGUCAUGGCGAGGACUAUACUUAUGGAGUUGUGUUCUUUGUUGUAUCCAGUUGAAAUCCACAACAUAAUGCGCCACAAAACAACAAACCGGGACAUUUUCGAGCGAGACACACAGAAUACCAAAGAAAGAUGGCAACACCUAGACUCUGAAAGGGUUGCCAGCCUAGCAGAAAAAUUCUUACAAGUCACGCUGAAAAUGUUAAAUGUGUUGGUGCAUUUGAUAGAGGAAGUUAAUCCUAAUACGCAUUUGAAUAAAGGUGGUAUUGCUUUACCUGGGAGUCCGGUUAGGAGGAAAACUGUAGAUUCCAUGCCCCGCCGAGGCAGUAACCCUCCCGAAGUGGACGAAAAAGGUUCUUUACGCAAAAAGACUUUGCCGCCCGCUUCCAGUCUAAAAGCUAAUUUUGUCGGUCACUUCUUCAACGAACCCUUUUAUAUGAAGUUCUACGAGACAUUGAGAGCUACUUAUUCUAAUCAUAAGAUAAAUCUGGACCCAAAAAGCAGUAUAUUCCACACAUUCCUAUCAACAGUACUAAACUCCUUAGCCAUACAACUAGAACUGGCCACCGAAAAAGAAAUAGGCAACGUUACCGAAGAGGUUCUAUUCUACCUCAAAGUUAUCAUGCCUCUAUGUCCAGAUAUCACCGUUUACUGCAUCACACAAUUACUAAAAUGUCUUUUCGGCACAAAUAUGGUGAACCAAUACUCAGAUUUUAUGAGUAUUUUAGACAAAACUGAAGUUGAGAACAAACCAAGUUUCUACCAAGAUGUGAUGAUGGUGAAUGUUCUAAGUACAUUGAAAGAAGAAUCUAGAAGGAGUAGUGUAUGUUCUAAUGCUAGUCAGAAGUUGUCUUUAGAUAGUAAGAAUCCUAGGAUGGUGGCUGAAAGGCAGUUACUGAUGACGAUGGAAAAUUUUGCUAAGAAUAAGUCUGAUAGGAAAUGGAGUACAAAUAAAAAGGAAUUGGAGAGGUAUAUUCGGUUAUUUGAACCGGUUGUUAUACAGGCUUUGAAGAGUUACACAAUGCAAAACGACAUCCCCCUACAAUGCCAAGUGCUGAACCUGCUGAAUCAGUUGCUGACAUUACGCGUCAACUACUGCAUGCUGGACAGCGAUCAGAUCUUCAUAGGCUUCCUCAUGAAGCAGCUCGACUUGGUGGAACAGCAUGAGAUACCUGAUUGCUGUGACUUAGUAAAUAGUAUACUAAUGUUUUUGGUGCAAUUGUCUUCUUCGAAACAUCACACGAAACAAAUUAUAGAAAUACCAAAGCUUAUACAACUUUGUGACGGUUUGAUGGCCUCUGGUGCUCAUUUGGAAUGCAUAGCAGGAUUGGAACCAGUUGCUGUGAAAGUCUUUAGCAAUAUGGGAGGCACUAGUGUACUAGGGCGAGCUCAACAGCAAGAAGCUCAAGCAACAAGAGAGGUGCUAUUCUAUAUGUUGCAGAAAACUAUGCACCAACACAAGGUCUUAGAACUAGUAUCCUGCGUCCUAUCUCUCUCCCAAGAACACCCAGAGAGUUACUAUCGCUGGUCAGAGCUGGCCAGCGACACAUUACUCAAUCUCCUCACUCAGAGAUCUAUAGAGUUGGACUGUCAGAGAGCUAUUGGGUCUCUAGAGAGGCUCUUAGAUACGGUGUAUAAAGAUGUGCUGUUAGAACAAAGUCGAGUGGAGAUAUUGUUGAAGAUUCUGUUUAAGGCGCCUCCGGAUCAAGCAACAACACCCCUAAAACUAAAACUCCGCUACCUCUCAAUAAUAAUGGUGCUUCUAAGAAAAAUACUCGUCCUAAUACCAGAAAGCGAAAUUCUUCUUACAAUCAACUACUUAAAAUCAACGUGCAUAUCUCCACUGUCCAUCUUUUUCAACGUCAAAACUGACGUGGAUCCGUUAAACGUUCAAAAUGUGAACGAGAAUUGUGCGAAUUUGUCGCCCGACGUUAUUCUCGUCCGGUUUUUGUUUAAAACCUUGACGUAUGCGAUAAUGGAGAUGGAUAAUUGUUAUGAGUGUGUGGAGACGGAACAGAAUCAGCUGUUGUAUGCUGUUUGUGUUAAUAUUAUCGUGCAAGUGAAGCAUAUGCUGCAUUUGACGGACGGCUGCCUCUUCCCUCUAACAGCAAAAACGGCCCAAACUCUUCUUCACAACGAACAAAGCGGUCUAAACACCGGCCUCUACAGUCCCGAAGAGAACAUUCCACUAGAUGUGCUCAACGUGGUCUGCUUGAAGUCCGCGCACAGGAUACCGCUGCUUACUGUGCACUGGUCACAUUUGCUUAUCAGACUAAACUUCCUCUCCCACAAAUAUUGGCAGAAGCUAAUAGGAUUCGCUCGCAACCUCCCUCUGAGCGCUGACUGCGGUGACACUCAGUUGUUACGCGUCGACGUGCUUCAGAUAGCCUGCGUUAUGGCUUACUGCGAGUAUUUUGUAGAGAACGGUCUAACAGAUGCAGUGCACCUAACCUGGUUACUAGUUAACCGCGUACAUAUACUAGUCAGUCAGUACCGCGAGGAUAUUGUGCAGACUCUCAUAGCGAAGGUGCAACAAAUGCCGGGUGCAUCCGGGCUGUUGCUGCAAGCUAUUGCUGCUAGGUGCCAGGGGUGUUUGAAAGAUGAAUUUGCGCUGAAUACAUACAAGAUUCUGUCGCUAUGUCACGAGAGUCAAUCGGGACCGCUAGUCUUUCUUAUUUGUCGAAUCAUUGGUAAAUUGGAACCGGCUAUCGCAGCUAGAUUCGCCAAAUUAGCCAUAGAAAGAUGUAGGAUAGUGAAAGAGUUGCCAGUCGACAAGAUAAAUGUACAGCUAUCGAAGGAGGAUGUACAAGUUGCUCUGGAAUUAUUGCAGAGGGAUAAAGUCCAUACACGAUAUUCAGCAUUAGUAGUGGAAUUGAACACAUUAGCGUCUUCCGUGUUCGACUUAUCGCCGCUAGACUUGUCGCAAGACAGGGCUAUCAACCCGCAGUACAUUGUGACUACCAACAUCGAUUCAAAUUGGUUGCUCAACCAGGUUAAGAGCAGAUGCUGCCAAGCUGAUUGCUCAACACCAAAAGGGUUAAAACAAACAGAGUUAGCUUAUUUCCUUUCAAACUUACCCAAAGAAGAUCUAACUACUGUAAUGGCGUGUCCAGAAUUCGACAGAAAAAUACUAAACCCCGCCUUUAGGAUAGCAUGCGAUAACUACUUGAGAGAAUUCCUAAACAUCCUCUCUGUACACGAAACAAAAGAGUAUGAGAAAGAGAGUGCAAGAGAACAGAGAGAGAUGAAAAUGAGAGAGGAGAUGACGUCAUCUAUCGAUAGUAAUAAACUAAACGUUGUAAACACACUUCAUGUCUUCAAGAAAAGUGAUAAUAAGGAGUCCAAAUCACAAUUCUUUAUACCUAUCACAGAUAAUGAAAACUUAAAAGAAAACUUCGGUAACCUACAAAUAUCUGAAGAAGAUUUAGAAAUCGAUCCGCCAGAGUUGCCAGCUUUGUACACAGUUGGUAUUGCCACUUUAGAAAAAUCAUUAUCAGACAUUAUUAGACUAUUUCCAAAACAAAUUCGACCUUUGAGUCAGUCUGAAAAUUUCAGUUUAAACGUCGAACAAACUAUCGAUAGAUACACACGACGCUGUCACCAAGUGUUUCAAGAUAAAUUAUUUUACCAAGAAUUUUCCAUACUACAAACUAUGAUGACAGGAUUUUUAUCAGCACUAGACAGAAUAAUAUCAUUUAUCGAUGACGCCGACUGUGAUUUAAUCGAUAAAUGUAUCGAGAACAUAUUACCUGCAUCACUAGCUAAGAACAUGGCGAUAUUUUCCGUAAUAUCUUUGCAAUAUUUAUCAUUUUUGAUUAAAAAUAAGAAGAUAGUUGAAACUCCAGUGCAUGCUGACGUGUCAUUUAGAGUGACGGCGUCAGUACCUGAUAAUAUCGUAGUUGACAAUGUCAUAAGUGUGACGAUUGACAAUGUCGCGCAAGCGUUGAGUUUCAAAGAGAUUUGGAGCGAAUUGAAUACCGAUUCUAAUGUUAAUAGAACGCAGUCUGCUAUUAGUUGCUUGUAUGCGAUUGUCAAGUAUUUGGUUAAGGACACAAGACCACUAACACCAAAGAACUUUAUGCAACCUCAAGAUUCUGGUCCUAAACCCGACAUGAUCAUCACUGGUGAUAAACUGAUAACUCUGCUAGAGUAUUGGGAGAAUAACUUCUAUUCUAAGAGCUCUGGGGAGUUCUUAGAGAAGUGCUAUAGAGAACCCAUUGAGAGCUUGCUGGUUUCUCUGGCAAGACUAGACAUAGUAAGCAACAUAGCCCUAAUACCGCCGAUAGCAUGGUCUUCAGUGGACGUGGUAUCGAAGAAGGAUCAACUGCAGAAGAUAGAUCUGCCUCUACAAGCGUUGCAGGAUAUGGACGUUUUGGAGGCGUUUCUUUUCAGGGUAAACUUAAUAGGCUGGUCAUCAAAGAAACAGUUUGAGGAGAUGUGGGUCGGUCUACUCGGAGCUCUACAAGGGAACGGCACACACUGGGCGGUGCGCGGCAUCACGCAGCUGCUGCUGAGCGCCGCGCCUGCUGCGCUGAGGGGCGAAGCCCUGCGACACGUGCCCAGGCAUCGGAGGCUGUGUAGUGACGGCAUGCAACGGCUCCGAAACAUCCUCGUUGGCACUUCAGCGUACAGGAUAUUCGACAACGUCAACUUGGAACGUAUACCUCUCAUGAAUGAUGGCUUCGACGGGUAUCAUUACGCGCAGUUUAAUACGGAGUACUUGAAACUGGCUUCAGACAUAACAGAUGACGCUAGUUACAAGGUGAAGAGAGAAGUGAAACGAGUUCGGAGAAAUAAGGAAAUUGACAUCAAUAGCUGUCUACAAAUACUUAUGGAUGUCACCUCACAAAUGUUAGAGCCUAAGGCAGAAACAGGCCUCGCAGCUCGCGUAGCCCUGCUAUCCUGCAUGAGUCAAACCAGCGCAGUGUUCACUCAGCCCGCGCACUGGUGCUGGGCGGCGGGACAGCUCAUAGCGCUGACCAGUGCUGCGCACGCGACGUUGACGCAGUAUAGCGCAGCGGGGAGGGCGCUGUUGUUGGCGUUGUCUGAUUGUAUGUGUGUGUUGGAUGGGUUUGAGGGGUUGCAGGAACUAUCAACAGUUCACCAGAAACUCCUCAAAUCCCUCUCUUCAAGUUACGCCCCACUCCGUCAAGCAGCCUUACAGGGUUGUCUCCUACAACUGACGGGGAAAGCGCAGCAUUUAGUGAAUGCUCACGGACCGAACCCCUACCAUGAACUCGUGUCGCAGCUAAAUGUGGCUGUGAAGCAGUAUCUCGCUCCUAAUACCAAAAUAUCUCUCUAUGAACAGAGUUUAUACUGGACGGUGCUAUUCACACUAAUAGAGCUCGGACAUCCGGAGCUCAUCAACUUGGCCGUGGACUUUGUGUUGGCCAACCCAAGGCAUUACUGCACCGAUUUAGUUGUUAAGGGUAUCACAACGACGAUUCGCCAGCAAGUUCUACCAAAAGAUCUGAAGAAUGUAGUUAUUGAGAAGCUGUUGGAAAACAUGAAGAAUUAUUCCGAGCAUCACGCCAUAGAAAUAUUGAUGGUGCAUCUGUUCUCAGCGGACAACAAACUCUUAAGUCCAAAACUGACUUCAGACGUAUCAAACAUGGAUCCAGAUAUUCUCAUGAACUCUAUGGAAAGAAUCACUCUGCUCUACAAAGUUCUACGCCAAUGUAAAGAGAGAGAGAGUAAGAGAAUUCUGACGACUUCUCUCAAAUACUUCCUUAGAGAGACUCUACCACCGGCGGCAACUUUGAGUAGAAUUGUUAUAGAGUUUCUAGAAUGUUGUAAGGAGACAGAGAAGAUUGUGUUAGAGAUUGCUUCGGAUAAAGAUAAGUGGAUUGAUUGUGCUGUUAUGAACGCUGAGAUUGUAUUUGAGGUAUUCCAAACAUCGAUAACUCAAGACCAGCUCCCCGUUCUCUCCGGGUGGAUCUUCGAAGCCUUAUGCCAUCUCUUAAACGGCAAAGUUACCUCAAACCUACUACCCUACUGCUUACAAACAUUACUAGUUUCAGCCAGUUCAAACCAGUUCAUACGCCACAUAUCCCCACUCUGCUACCACAUCCUACGAAUUGGUUAUCUAAAAAGUGGUGAAAUUUCCGAAAAUUGGGGUAUUUUUAAGGAUUUUCUGUCAAAUAAUGUUGCAAUGACGUUUAAAGAUAGGAGACUGUUGUGUGUAGUAUCUUGUAAGUCUAAUUUCACGGGAUCUCAGAUAGAAAGAUUGAAAGAGCUUUGUAGUAAUAACGACUGUUUGUCUGAAGUCGCUUUGUGCUUGAAUUUGUAGGUUUAGGUAAAGUAAUGGUACCCUAAAUUUGAAAAGCGUUUUCCCGGUAGCCUGCUUUGCUUUUUCCUUACAAGGAAUUGUUAGUUGAAGAAAUCGUAUUUUUUUAAGAAACUCAUUUGUAGUAAAUAAAAUAUAAAAUAACUAUCGAUAUCGACUCUAAGAUGAUGAAUAAUGAGCUCUUAAUUUACCUUAAACUACUUUAUUUUCAUGCGUUCAUGAUAUAUUGGGGUACCAUUAAAUUUUAAAAAGAUCGAGUGUGUUAGAAAAUGUAGGCAAGUAUAGUAUUUCGUUAACUUAUUUCAAUGCAAAAUUUCAUUCCAAAUUAGUGGUUUUUAUUGAUUGAGAAUUUGAGAUUUUUAAAAGUUUAUCGUAUGUAAAAGUUUAUGAGGUAGCUGGCAAAGAAGAGGUAGAAAAACUCACUAAGUAAUCAAGCUAAUACAACUAUGAUCGGAAUCAAAGAGUAUCAAAAUUGGGUUAGCCGUUUUCAAGUUGUUUCGGUAAUUGAACAAUAUAGAAAGAUAAUUGCUUUGUGUAAAAAAAUAUGUUAUAUUUUUACAGUUCAGUAAAGCGCCCCUUCUAUUCUAAACCUAAUUGAGGUUUUUCCUAGAACACCAAACUUAGUGGCUUUAAUUAAAUAGAUGUAUAAUAAAAACAAUACAUCAACUAUACAUAUAUUUAUCGAUAGUAUUGUCAUUCUCUAUCGUAAGAAUAAAUAUUCAAGCUACGCGGUCUUCCUAUCGACAUAGUGAUGUUACUAUUCAUAAGAAAAAUAUCGAUAAAUUAGUCAACGUGGGCGGGGCGCUUAAAGACUUUAUUUUUAUAUACCAUCAAUAUUUUUUAGUACAUAGUACAAAUAAAAUGAACAAUGUCCUUUCAUUAUUCAUAAAAUAAAAGUCUACUUAAAAACAAUAAUGUAGAAAUAAUCGCGCUUAUAUUUUUCGAUGUAGAUUAAUUUAUUAAUUUCUAAUCUUAUGAACUUAUGCUUCAAUAAGAGAAAAUAUUUUGAAAAUAAUAUUUAAAUGACUAAUUAUUAUAUAGCAAUAAUCUUUAUGUUCUACGUACGAAAUUACAAAAAUACCUGAAACUUGAAAUAUGUACUUCAAAAUAUGUUCGAUUAAUCUUGCGUGCAUAUAGCCAAAUAAUAUGUCACAUAUAUUUUUUCCAUUGAUAAAGAGCACCUAUUCACUCUUUUAUAAACUUUGUAAUUAAUUCUAAAUAAUUAAAUUAAACUAUUUAUCUAUCCUUAGUUAAUACAUACUGAAAUUAUUUUAUAACCUCUAUGUUACUAAAGCUUAUUUUUAAGUGUAAUAUGUAAUACUCUUUCUUAUUGUAUGUAUUCCUAUCUUUCAUUCAAUUAUGAUCUUUAUUCUGUAUUGACAAAGUUCUAUUUACUUUGGAUGGCAAUCGCGAGGGAUGUCUAAUAGACGUCAUUGUUCUCUAGUGUCUUAUAAAUUAUUUCACGAAAAAUGUAUGAUAAUGUUGUACAAUAUGUAUAUUUUAUGAAAUUAUGUAAUUGAAUUUAAAUAGAAAUAUUUUUAACUCGAUGCUUCCGCAAGUUAAUAAAAUAGUUUGAAAUGUU
Molecule: messenger RNA, 11064 nt
Organism: Helicoverpa armigera (cotton bollworm)
Lineage: Eukaryota; Metazoa; Arthropoda; Insecta; Lepidoptera; Noctuidae
Gene: htt
Product: huntingtin
Exons: 43
Coding region: 138-9485 (3115 amino acids)
Cellular component (GO): nucleus; cytoplasm
Source: RefSeq, a predicted model, not a curated record